Poecilia reticulata (guppy) is the source of this 1182-nucleotide messenger RNA. RefSeq lists its product as uncharacterized. Gene Ontology annotation, molecular function: cyclin-dependent protein serine/threonine kinase inhibitor activity. NCBI's taxonomy places the organism in Eukaryota, Metazoa, Chordata, Actinopteri, Cyprinodontiformes, Poeciliidae. Gene Ontology annotation, cellular component: nucleus. The record is from RefSeq and is a predicted model, not a curated record. Gene Ontology annotation, biological process: negative regulation of mitotic cell cycle; negative regulation of cyclin-dependent protein serine/threonine kinase activity.
CAUGGUGAGGGUUGUGUGCGUAUUUGGGGAGGGUUGGAGUUUCAGUCAGCCAAUGAAGGAACUCCUGGAUCUACGCGACACGUUGAGAGGUUAUAAAUUGUGAGGCGUACGGUAUCGAGGUACAUUUAAACUGAGCUGCGAGGGGGCAGGGAGACACGCACUUACAGCGCAACGAAACAACAACUAAACCAACACCUGGGUCUCUGUCGUGAGGAAUUAUUCCUCUUUUCUGAGAUGUCUCACGUCCAGUUAUCGAGCAGCGCGCUGGAGAGGCUGGUGGCCCGCAGGACCUUCCCUCUCCAGAGGCGCACCGGCGUGUGCCGCAGUCUUUUCGGGCCGGUGGAUCACGACGAGCUGAGUCGGGAUGUGAAAGCCAAGCUGCGGGAGAUUUCCGAGCGGGACCAGCAGAGAUGGAACUUUAAUUUCGAGGACAACACCCCGCUGGAAGGGGACUACGAGUGGGAAGAGAUGCCCGCGGAGAGGACGGCGGCGUUUUAUCGGGAAUCGAUGCAGAGCGGCAGGACGCGCGUCCCGGAGACGCCCGYAAAGCAGACGCCCUCCUCGGAAUCCGUUAUGUCGGAGAGCUCCGACGGGGAUGUAAUGGAGCGCUUAGCGGUACCGGAGAGCGACCGCAGCGUCGUCGGCGGCGACGGGGAAAGCAGCUCCCCGACCCCGGUGGAGGUGAACCAGGAGAACCGGCCGGUCACAGGGAUCUCCUCAGGGUCUCGCAGACAGGCUCCCUGUGUUCGGCGCAAGAGGUCGGCGACUGCUGCUGAUGACAACAACACGCACAUCACAGACUUCUUCGUGAAACGAAAAAAGGCUGCCGACAGACUUCCCAAGUCUCCCAUCUCGGUGAAACAAACUCCGCGAAAGAGGAUCCGUUGAACGUGGCGUUUCUUCUUCUUCUUCUUUUACACUUUUUUUUUUUGUUGUUGCACUACUUCCCUACGUGUUUUUGAGGAUUCCUACGGACCGAGAGCCGCUUUUAAGGCCGCCGGAGGAGGGGAGGAAGAGAAACGGGGACAAAGAAGGGGGGAGUCCCGCUAUUCUGCCGACUCGAACCUCCGUGAAUCCCCGGCGGAGCGAAGCCUCGACACCGCCCGCAGCUCCUCUCAGGACUGAACGGUUUGGGAACGCAAAGGGGCGGGUGGGUGGAAGAAGGAAAAAAAAAAAAAAAAA